Ceutorhynchus assimilis (cabbage seed weevil) is the source of this 696-nucleotide messenger RNA. The record is from the annotation of a GenBank genome assembly. NCBI's taxonomy places the organism in Eukaryota, Metazoa, Arthropoda, Insecta, Coleoptera, Curculionidae.
AUGAUACAAUUUGAAGAAAAUGCAACCGGAGUAAAUAGAUUUAAAAAUAGAGGUGGUCAAUUGCUGCAAGAAGAAAAAGAACGCAAUAAACUCUCUAAAGUAAUACCUCAACUGGAAGAACAAAUGUUGAAUCUGUCUGGAGCGUUUUUGGUUAAGAACGGUGUAGUUUUCAAGACUUUUGGUAGCACUGUCGAGGAAUAUAUCCAAAAUUUGCACGAGUCCCGUGAAAACGACCGUAAAACUAAGCUGAGCGCUCGGAAAUUGCAACGUUGUGAAACAACUCUUCGCACUCCAGGUAAAUCUUGUAUGAGCCUAUUUCCACCAUCCACCAGUAAGUGUACUACAGUUACCCCAAAAACGAUUGCGUCCGCUUCCAAAAAGAAGAUAUUUGCCACGCCUACUACGGAGAAUACUGCAAAGAGGCCUAAGGCAACACCUGCGACUGUUGGUUCGAAAACGAACUGGUGCAGUACUGCCUUCGUCAGCAUCUGGCUACUCAAUGGCUUCAGCAUCAGUACCGCAAUCCGACAGUUUGUACAGCGUAAGCAGCGGAGGCUCUUCCAUUUUAUCUUCAACUUCUGGCUCUUCCACUCACGCUUGUUGCUCUGGUCAUUGCAUUGGAGGCGCCUAUCCAAGACAACCCAGAACUGGUGCAAUAAAAAGAUCUCAAAAGCAAGACAUGAAAAUGACUCUUAA